AUGUGCAAAUUACAAGAAAAGACUGCAACGCUUGGAAAAGCAGCCAAUAUUAUUAAAAGUGUCAUAAAAUCAUUUGAAAGUUUGAGAACUUCACCAUGUUUUACUGAAAUUUGGAAUGAAAUAUUACUAUUUAUGAAUGAACAUAAUUUAGAUAUUGAAAUUUCAUCUCAAGAUUCAAAAAGAAAAAGAUUGCAACCCAAUUCUUUGAAAAAUUUUGUUGUCUCUACUCCUACUAGUGAUCAAUAUAAAUCCAAUGAAAAUAUAAAAAAAAUUAGUGUCGAAGAUCAUUUUAGAACUUCAGCUUUUUUCCAAUUAUAG
This is a messenger RNA of Daktulosphaira vitifoliae (grape phylloxera), 318 nucleotides long. RefSeq lists its product as uncharacterized. Lineage: Eukaryota; Metazoa; Arthropoda; Insecta; Hemiptera; Phylloxeridae. The transcript has 2 exons. The record is from RefSeq and is a predicted model, not a curated record. The coding region runs from base 1 to 318 and encodes 105 amino acids.